AUGGAAGCUUCUGAGAAGCCGGAGAAGACCGGAUGCCCAGCUCAAGACCCUUCCAUGUCUUGGAGAAACAAGAGGAAGCGUAAAGGGUACCUGCCUGCAGAGUCUGUGAGAAUCCUCCGCGACUGGCUCUACGAUCACAGGUUUGAUGCAUAUCCCUCAGAAGCCGAGAAACAAAUGCUGUCGGGGCAAACCAAUUUGUCUUUACAACAGAUCUCAAACUGGUUUAUUAAUGCUCGCAGACACAUUCUUCCGAAAAUGCUUGUAGUGGAUGGAAACGAUCCCAAAUGCCAAAAAUGCAAGGCCACCGAUAUAUUGUAUCAGCUGAGUACUGAUCCACGUGUGCAAGCCACGUUGGGGCCCCAAAAUCCAAACAAGAUACAACACCUAUCUCUGAGCCCCUUGCCAGAGGGCCAGGAAUCAGAAGCAAAGCUACCGAUUCCAGAGUUGGCCCCGUGCAGGAGGUUUAUCCUGAAAGUCCCUGCGGAGAAAAAGUUUGAGAAUUCCACCAGUGAGUCUUCCCCUUCUCCAGAACUGAUGCCGUCAGAGGAAUACAAGGACUUCAGCAGCUUCCUGAUCCUAGUUGAUGUAGCCGUGCAGAAGGCUGCUGAACUGGAGCUACAGAAAGAGCAAAACCAUAAUCCAUAG
This is a messenger RNA of Lepus europaeus (European hare), 645 nucleotides long. RefSeq names its product TGFB induced factor homeobox 2 like X-linked (gene TGIF2LX). The coding region runs from base 1 to 645 and encodes 214 amino acids. The transcript has a single exon. The record is from RefSeq and is a predicted model, not a curated record. Lineage: Eukaryota; Metazoa; Chordata; Mammalia; Lagomorpha; Leporidae. Gene Ontology annotation, molecular function: RNA polymerase II cis-regulatory region sequence-specific DNA binding; DNA-binding transcription factor activity, RNA polymerase II-specific. Gene Ontology annotation, biological process: regulation of transcription by RNA polymerase II.